Molecule: messenger RNA, 2758 nt
Organism: Caenorhabditis sp. 36 PRJEB53466
Lineage: Eukaryota; Metazoa; Nematoda; Chromadorea; Rhabditida; Rhabditidae
Source: the annotation of a GenBank genome assembly
AUGGUUAAACGAAAUCUGUACGUUCUGCUCAGUCUCGGAGUAUUUCUGACCGUCUCGCUCUACUUGUACAAUGGAAUUGAGACGGGAACUGAUGCGAUUGCCAAAAGACAGGUUUGAAUGGAACCCUGAACACUAAUUUUCAAAUUUUGAUAAUUUAUUUUUAUUCAGCAGUACGUGGACGAUUUACGACGGAAAAUUACAAAUUUGGAGGAGGUAGCAGCUGAGAAUGGCAAGACAAUAGACCGGUUAGAGCAAGAGGUCCGACAAGCAAAGGCCGAGAAGUCGAUGGAUUUUGAUGAGGAGAAGGAGAAAACAGAAGAGAAAGAGAAGGAGGAGGAAGUGGCGGUGCCAGUGCGUGGAAACAGAAACAACAUGGCUCACAUCCAUCAGGUCCAGAAGCACACGAGGCCAACGCCUUCAAUGUCGAAUGUUUGCUCAAUCAGAGCCAAUGUAAGCGCUGCUCAUUCUGAUCUGCAGGUAGGAUCCUUUCCGGGAAACACGCAAUAUUAAAACAAUCACUCAGUUCAGAUGCUCGAUCUAUAUGACACGUGGAAAUUUGAGAAUCCAGAUGGCGGAGUGUGGAAGCAGGGCUGGAAACUGGAGUACGACACCGAGGAAGUGAAGAAAGAGCCCCGGUUGGAGGUGAUUGUCAUUCCGCAUUCGCAUUGCGAUCCCGGAUGGAUUAUGACUUUCGACGAAUACUACAACCGGCAAACGCGCAACAUUCUCGAUGGAAUGGCGAGGCAUCUGGGCGAGAAAGACGAAAUGAGAUUCAUUUACGCGGAAGUAUCGUUUUUCGAGAAAUGGUGGAAAGAUCAGACGGAAGAGAUUCGGCGGAAAGUGAGAGAGUACUUGGUGGCUGGGAAACUUGAGAUUGUGACUGGAGGCUGGGUCAUGACUGAUGAGGCCAACGCGCAUUAUCAUUCGAUGGUGACCGAGCUGUUCGAGGGACACGAAUGGAUUCUGAAUCAUUUAGGAAAACGUGAGUAAAUUAGCUCUACAACUCUCAUCAAAAAGUUAUUUCUAGAAGCUAUUCCAAAGUCACACUGGUCUAUCGAUCCAUUCGGAUUGUCGCCGUCUCUGCCACACCUUCUGACUUCUGCAAACAUCACCAAUGCUGUUCUGCAAAGGUAACAUCGCGAGUAGUCGAUAUUUACCAAAUAGUAUUAAAUUCAGAGUGCACUACUCCGUCAAACGCGAGUUGGCACUGAAGAAGAAUCUCGAGUUCUACUGGCGUCAACUGUUCGGAUCGACUGGGCAUCCGGAUCUCCGUUCUCACAUAAUGCCCUUCUACUCGUACGAUAUCCCCCACACCUGCGGACCGGAACCCUCCGUUUGCUGCCAAUUCGACUUCCGUCGGAUGCCCGAAGGCGGAAAAUCUUGCGAUUGGGGCGUUCCUCCGCAGAAGAUCAACGAUGGAAAUGUGGCCGAGAGAGCCCAUAUGAUCUAUGAUCAAUAUAGAAAGAAGAGUCAGCUCUUCAAGAAUAGCGUCAUUUUCCAGCCGCUUGGCGACGACUUCCGAUACGACCUCGAUUUUGAGUGGAAUUCACAGUACGAGAACUACAAAAAGCUGUUCGAGUACAUGAAUUCACAGCCAAAUUGGAAUGUGCACGCGCAGUUCGGAACUCUUUCCGACUACUUUUCCAAACUCGAUUCCGCGAUCGCUCAGUCCGGAAAGGCUCUUCCGACGCUCUCCGGAGACUUCUUUACCUACGCCGACCGGGAUGAUCACUACUGGAGCGGAUAUUUCACUUCCCGUCCGUUCUACAAACAACUAGAUCGGGUGCUUCAGCACUAUCUCCGUUCAGCUGAAAUCGCUUUCAGUCUUGCGAACAUCGAGGAAGAGGGAAUGGUCGAGCGGAAUAUAUUCGAGAAGCUCGUCUCUGCUCGUCGCGCUCUCUCGCUUUUCCAACAUCACGACGGUGUGACUGGAACUGCCAAAGAUCACGUCGUUCUGGAUUACGGACAGAGAAUGAUCGAUGCCUUGAAUGCUUGCGAAGAAGUUCUCUCCGAAUCUCUUGUCGUUCUGCUCGGAAUCGAUUCAACGAAGAAAAUGGAAAUGGACGAGUGGCGGCAGAAUGAGAAUGUUCUGCCGACGAAGCGCGUGUACAGCAUCGGACAGUACGUGCUAACAUUUAUAAAUCUAAACAGACCUUCCUUUUCAGAAACGUCGUUCUAUUCAACACUUUGUCCCGUACGCGCAUCGAGCCUGUUUGCAUUCAUGUCGAUUCUUCCGAUGCUGCUGUUGAAGCCGAUCCGCCAAUUGUAACAAAUUCUAUAAGCGCCAACUUAUCCAAUUUUUAUAAUUCCAGCAAAAGCAACAGAUCUCCCCAGUUUUCGGGUACAACGAAGACGAGAAGAAGUUGAUUGUCAAAAAAGGAACGUUUGAGCUCUGUUUCCCGAUGACUCUGGGCCCGAUGGAAGCAGUCAGUCUGAAACUUGUCAAGAGCACCACGACUUCGAAGGCUACUGUCAAAACGAACAACGGCGAGCUUCAAGUGUAUGUGGAAGAAACUUCAAUUGAAUUCAAACAGCCAUAAUUCGUUUUUCAGUGACUCCAUAUUCACAUCGUCCACGGUUUCUGGCGAUUUCACAGUUCAAAAUGACAAAGUGAAAGUCGAAUUUGACGGCGAAAACGGAAUGGUCAAGAAGGCAACGAGUCUGGUUGACGAUAAACCGAUCGAUUUGAACGCGCACUUUGUGCACUACGGAUCACGGAAAUCGAGAAAGAAGUGUGAGUUAUUAGCGAGUUUAUUAG